UUGAAGUCCGAUUGGAAGCAAUGGCGGCGAUCGCUCGCCGUCGUCCACGCUGCAGCCUCCUCUUGCUCGGCGCUGUCGUAUUUCUGUCCGUCGGAGGCUCCGUCUAUGCAGCAACAGAGAUUGCUGCGACGUCGCAGAAUGUCGCGACGUCGUCGCUGGGAAGCGACGUUGUGCGAACCACGUCGCCGAACUCAAUGCAGAGAGCCGAAAGAGACGUUCCAGAGCCGCUCGGCUGGCUCGCCUCCUCGUUCGGAGGACUCUACGACGAUGACGAAGAUGAUUCGUCACUAGAAUCCGCGUUAAAAGCAUAUCCGUCGUCGAGCAAUGGACACACAAAUCGCCUGAAUUCCGGAGGAUCAGAUGACAUCGGAGAUUCUUGGGAUGAGAUCAGCGGCCACGUGGAUCCGCUUGUGCUGGAGGCGGGAUGGGGGGAGUACUUAGAAUGGAUCGCGGAUUUUGCGGGGGAGAAUGCGACCAUGGCGCUUCGAGCAGCCACGGGGAAAGGACCCGUGAAGCUUCUCAUGGUGAAGCAGCGGUUUGUGCCCAAGCCACAACAGAAGCAGCAGGAGGGGGGUGCCAAUCGUUUGAAAGCCUCCAACGAAGAUGAGUACAUGUUCCUGCCUUCCCUGGUUACAACCUGCUCCAUUCCCCAGGGCCAGCUGCUCUUCUCCCUUCCCCUGCGCCUCGCCUUCUCCUCCUCCCUCUGCUCCCCCUCUUCCCCCCACUCCCCUCCCUCCCCGCCCCUCCCCACGUCCCUCUCCCCCGAAGCCUCUCUUGCUGCCUGCGCCCUUUCGCACCUCCACACCCCCCUCUCGUCUUCUCCUCCUUCCUCGUUCGAAUCGUUUCCUUCUUCUUCCUCCUCCUCCCCUCUCUCCUGGGCUCCCUUCCUCCACCUGCUGAUUCACCUGAAGGCGGGCCAGCGCCGGCCACUGCCCAUGCUGCAGGAGGGGCUUGACAUGCAGCCAGAAACUCCUGAGGCAGUGGCACUGAAGCAGCAGUACGAGGGUGAGUACACCUUAUGGCAGCAAGCUACCCUCAAGAAGCAGCCGGCGUACAAGUCCCGCCGCAAGACCAAGCCAUCACAAUCCACCACAGCACCCCCUGCAGCGAACCAGACAGCGUUCCUCGAUGCUGUGGCCUCUGCUCUGGUCUCAGGCAUCCCGCUGCCCGCUGCCUCCCUGCGCAACGCUGGUCCUGCUGUCCCCUUUCGUGCCCCUGGCCCAUCUGCAGCAGCCAGCACCGCUGCCAGGCAGUGCCCGGCUGGUGCCACUGCAGCCGACUAUGCUGCUGAUCCUGGUGCUUGCCCAGGGGAGGAGAGGCAGGAAGGUGUAGAAGAGAACGGGGAAGAGGCGAGGGAUGGGGAGGGCGGGGAAGAGGGGAGGUACGAGCUGGCGUUUGUGCCGCUCCUGCACCUGCUAGGGCGGGCAGGGAGGGGAUCGGUAGCAGAUAUGGUGGUUGAAGACGGGGGUGAGAAUGGGACGGGGAACGAGAGUGGGGCGAAUGAGGAGGAUGGGGAUGUGGAUGCGGAUUCCGGUGUGGAUGCGCCCAAUGUGCAGUGGGAGGUGGCCGGGGAGUCGGUCCGUGUGUUUGCGUCACAGCGCAUUCCCAAGGACGCGCCCCUGCUGCUGCCUCUGGACGGGGGGCUCUCGGCGCACUUCAAACAGGCGCAGAGAGCGAAGCAGCAGCAGCAGCAGCAGCAGAGGCAGAAAGAAAAGCAGCAGCAGUUAAAGGCAAGCCUGCAACAGGGAGGCCAGGAAGAGCAGGAGGAGCAGGAGGAGCAGGAGAAGCAGAAGGAGCAGGGGGCGGAUUCAGAGGGACAGAACCCAGGAACCCAACAGCCAACGACCAGCGAGGGAAAGACGCCAGCAAGGCUUCCUCAGGCGUCUCUGAUCCACGCGACGCCUCUCUCCAACAGCGACGCCUUCUCCUACUUUGGCAUCGUCCCCAAGUCCCUCUUCAUGGACCGCAUCCCCCUCUUCCACUCCCCCCUCGCCAUCCUCCACGCCGUCUCCUCGCAAGUCCCAGCUGACUUCGACAUCGACGCCAUCGAAUCCCAGCUCAAGAUUGCAGAGAUCGGCGCGAAGAUUCUGCGGGCAGUGCGGGCGGUGAAGAGGAGGGUGGUCCAGGCGGUGGUGGGGGGGAGCAGGGAGGUGAGGGAGAGGAUGGGAGUGAGAGAGGAGGUGGUGGAGAAAGUGAGGGUGUGGGAGAGGAGGAGGGAGAUGAGGGAGAGGAUGGGGCUAGAGAAGACAGGGGAAGGAGGGGGUGGUGGUAAGGGGGAGGGUGGAGGUGGUGGGGAGAGAGGAGAUGAAGGAGGCGGGGAAGGGGAGGGAGAAGGGGAGGGGGGGCUGGAUGUGGCAUGGUUGGAUGGGCCGGCCCUGCAUGUGUAUUCGGGGGGCAUCAUGGAUCCUGAGAUGGUGGCAUAUCUUGCUGGCUUCAUUUACUUCUUUGCGACGGGGGAAGAACCCCACUACAGCUUCUUUGCUCGUGUGAGCAUCGCCUAUGCUUGGAACCUCGAUGGUAGAACCACCUGCACUCACAUGCCCCUUCUCUCCUCCUCCGCAUCCUACUCCUCCGCUCACUCCCCUAACCCCCUCCACAUCUCCCUCACUGAGUUUCCCCACCGCGAUCACCUUUUAGAAUCACUCACACCCGUGCUGAGAGUCAUGGCGAGCACACUGAGGGAGCUGGUGGAGGCACACUUAGCUAAGCACCAGGACUCGGUGCAGGAAGAUGCCAUGUCGCUGUACUAUGUGCCCUUCUGCCGGGUGUGGCAACGAGAGGGAGGGAAGCAACCAGAGAAGAUUGUGAGGAUCUGCGAGCCGUGGAUGAUGACGGGGCUGGAGGAGGUGGAGCACGUGAUCCAGCACCACCUCAACCACAAGCAGCUCCUCGUGGAGGCCUCUGAUUGGCUCCUGCUCUCCUGCGACCCGCGCUUCGACCUGCACCUGGGGAGGAGGGAUCAAGCGGAGAGGGACGAGAGGAGCACAUGGCAAGGGGAGGGGGAGGAGAGGGGCGAGAGAGAGGGGGGCGGGGGUGAGGAGGGAGGAGUGGGCGGAGCGGAAGGGGAGGGAGGGGAGGUGGAUGAUGGGGAGGAGAGGAAGCUGAGGGAAUUCAUAAAGUGGGUGCAGCGGAGGGGCAUCAGGGAGUAUGGCACGGAUGAAUCGCCCCUCAAGUUUCAUUUCUACGACCAUCGUGACGUCGCACCCUCCGUGGAUAACACCUCAGACCCCUCUACUGCCACCAAUGCCACUUCCAAGCCACGAGUCAGGCGCCAAAUGAGCAUGCUGGCAGGGAGGGACCUCCGGGAGGGUGAGGUGCUGCUGACCAUUCCCCAGUCACUGUGGGUCACAGCCGAGGUGGCUGCGGAGGAGAUGCCGCCCCACACAGGCCCUGUGGACAUCCACCUGGCCAUGGCAGCAUGGCUGUUGCGGGAGAAAGCGAGAGGCAGGCAGUCCGAGUGGUGGCCGUACAUUGACAUGCUGCCGCCCUACGUGCCGCUGCCAUACCGCUUCCGCAACGAGUCCCUAGAUGAGGCACAAUCGGCCUUUGUGAAGCAGCUGAUCUUUGACCAGCGGGCGAUGGCCCGGCUAGAGUACGACCAAGCCCGCCCGCCCGCCCUGGCGUUCGCCUCGUUCGACGACUACCUCUGGGCGCACUCCAUCCUGGACUCGCGGGCCUUUGGUGUCCCGGGGAAGGAGAUCAAAGGCAUGGACAUCUCGGUCGCCACAGGGGUCAGCAAGGGUGGGAGAAGCAAGGGGAGCAGGAAGGGGGACGAGGACGGCGAGGAGGCUGAGAAGGGGAGGAGGAGGAGGGACAGUGAGAGUCGCCUGCGGACGAUGGCGAGUGCACCGGACGAGCUGGUUGAAGCGAUUAAUGAGGCGGUGGGGGUGCUGAAGGAGUCAAACCGUCGGGUCGUGCGCGGCAUGCCCAUGGCUCUCAUCACUGCGGCUGAAUUGUUGGACCACCAAGUGAAUUCGUCCAUCCAGUACAACAUCACCGAAGUGUUCCAAUACACACCGAUUUUCAAUAUCUCAGCAGGCUCAGAGCUGUCGACCUCGUACGGCCCCAAGACCAACGACCAGCUGCUCUGCACCUACGGCUUCGUGCUGGACCCCAACCCCUUCGACGGCGUGCCCCUGUUCGAGAAUCUCACAGAGGCCAUAGGCGUGGUGGCAGCCUUGCUGGCCAAUGGGGGCAGGGCGAGGGAGGAGGAGGAGCGAGUGGGUGGAGGAGAGGGGGAAGUAAAGGGGAAGGGGGAGAGGGAGGGAGAGAGGGAGGUUUAUCCGGGGGAGGUGGAGCUGGUGAGGGCUCUGGAGGGGAUCUGGCUGACUGAGGAAAGACCUGCAGCAGCGGCUGCUGAAGGUGGCGGUAGCAGUAGUGGUGGUGAUGGCAGCAGUGGCAGCAUCAGCACCAGCAGCAGCGACAGUGGCAAGGAGCAUGCCAAGAGCGCAGCAGCUGCAGGGACAGCAGGCACUCCCCUCAGCAGCAUAACUGAACCCUCCCUGGGAGAAAGGUCACCCGGAGCACUCUCUAGCGCUUCAGAGACCCCUCAGAUGGGAUUUUCCAGCCAAUAUUCGCCCGCAGGGAAGUCGGGCAAGGCUCUGUACAGGGAUCUGCUGAGGGUGGCGGGGAGGGCGGUGGAGGCGGUGGUGGAGGAGGCGGAGGAUGGGAAUUACACGGAUGCGCUCAAGAUGCCGCAGUUCAAUGUGAAGCAGCGCGUGGAUGACGCCGCGUGGAGGCGCUUGGGGAGGAGAAAAGGAGGGCGUGAGAGCCGUGGGGAGGAGUCAGAGGAGGUUGAGGGGAAGAGGGGUAAGGAGAGGGAGUUGGGCGUGCAGCAAGAGGUGUCGGUGUGGGCGUAUGGAGUGGUGGAGCCCACUCUGCUGGCGUCGCUGGCGGCCACGUGGCACCUUGUGCACUACGAGCAAGAGCCCCACUACGCUGACCUGGCGCUGGGCUCUGUGCUCUACAGCUGGGACCUAUCCGGAAACAGAACCUGCCUGCACGUCCUGCCAAACUACUCCACCCUCAUGCCGGCCGUGGUCGCCGCGGCCGACACCAUUCGUCUGCUAGCGGAGUACCGACUGGCUCGGUACCCCACCUCCGUGGAAGAGGACGACGCCGUGCUUCUGAAGCUGCAGUCCUGCCAAGCCUGGGGAAGAGGCUCGGUGGUAGGUUCGGCAAAAUCAGGGGAGGAUAAGCAGGGGAGGGAGGAGGCGGAGGAGAAGCAGGGGGAGAAGCAGGGGGAGAAGCAGGGGGAGAAGCAGGGGGAGAAACAGGGGGAGAAGCAGAGGGAGAAACAGGAGGGGAAGGAGGGCAGAGAGGAGGAAGAGCACGAGGCGUUUUCUGCGUGGUGCAGAUCGAUCUUACCUGCGGUGGAGGAGAGGAUGGUGAUGGUGCGGUACCGCAUGCACAAGAAGAAGGUGCUGCGCAGCGUGGUCUCCCGCCUCACACGCACCUGCAUCGAGCCCUCUCUGGUCGCUGCUCGAGCUCCCCCGGGUGCGGCUUUCCACAGCCCAGCUAAUUCGGUGGGUUUGAGUUCUUCCGAUGCUGCAAUUCAGGAGGCUUCUCCUACGCCUGUAUCGAACAAUGAACAAAUUGAGGUUCCUGCAGAUGAGAGCUCAUAAGUGCAUCUGGAAGCAGGGUACAUGCUGGAGGGCUUCAGCGAGCGUGUGUCCUUUGUGUGGGUGGGUGUCAUGUCAUAUCUAACGAACAGUGAAAUUGAUGAAUAGAGAGAGAGAGUACACAAACAUAUACCUAAAUGUUGUACUCUCUAGAAGAUAACCCUAUACAGUCUAUACA
Molecule: messenger RNA, 5799 nt
Organism: Closterium sp. NIES-67
Lineage: Eukaryota; Viridiplantae; Streptophyta; Zygnematophyceae; Desmidiales; Closteriaceae
Source: the annotation of a GenBank genome assembly